UUUAUUCCCACACAAACCUAAAUAAAAUAUCCAAUUUGCACCUCAAAGUGCCUUUGCAAGGGUAAACAGUGAAUUUGUGCGCCCCUUUUAUCAAUUCCUCAUUAAAAAAGGCUCCUAAAACUUAAUCAAAGAUGCCUCGUGCCGAAGUGGGUACCCCAAAGUACCUGGCGAACAAAAUGAAGGCCAAGGGGCUCCAAAAGUUACGCUGGUACUGCCAGAUGUGCCAGAAACAGUGCCGAGACGAAAACGGCUUCAAAUGCCAUACAAUGAGCGAGUCCCAUCAGAGGCAACUCUUACUAUUCGCCGACAAUUCCAAGAGGUACAUCGAUGACUUCUCCUUCGACUUUGCCAAGGGCUAUAUUGGCAUUUUAAAGAGACAGUUCGGCAGUAAAAGGGUGAACGCGAACAGGGUGUAUCAGGAAUACAUUUCCGAUAAGGACCAUGUGCAUAUGAACGGUACCAGAUGGGUUACGCUGACUGGGUUCGUAAAAUGGCUAGGGAAAACUGGGCAGGCGGUGGUGGACGAAACCGAGAAAGGUUGGUUCAUCACUUAUAUAGACCGGAGCCCUGAGACAGUCCAAAAAGAGGAACGCAAAAAGAGAAAAGAGAAAAUGGAGAAGAAUGACGAGGAGAGAACCAUGGAGUUCAUCGAGAGGCAAAUAAAAAAGGGGCUGGAGUCCGCCGGCCCCAUCCCUGAACCGGUUUACACGGAAUUCGUUAGGGAACACGAAGACGAACUGAUUAAGCUGGACCUAAACUGGAAACCGGAAAAAAAGGUGCUCCCUAUUGCCGACCAAGUGUUCAAAAAACCCGCCACCGUAACCAGCACGAGCAACAAACCAAACCCAAACAAAAGAAAAAAAACUGCCCUGGAUGAACUGAUCGAAGAAGAGGAAAAAGCCAAAGAACAAAAGAAACGCAAAGACUAUUGGCUCACCGAGAACAUUGUCGUUAAAGUGAUAACCAAAUCGUUGGGGGAGGAGUUUUACAAGCAAAAAGGGGUGGUGCGCGAGGUCAUCGAUAAAUAUGGGGCGGUGAUUAAACUGUUCGACAACGGGAAGAAACUGAAACUGGACCAGGAACAUGUGGAGACGGUUAUACCGGCCCUCGGGAUGCCCGUGCGGAUAGUUAACGGGGCCUAUGCCGGCGAAGUUGCCACGUUGCUCAGCUUGGACGAGAAGAAUUUCUGCGUUAAUGUGGAAAUCGCCAGGGGGGUGCUGCAGGGCAGGAGGGUCGACGGGGUACAAUACGAGGACGUCUGUAAAAUUUAUGAGAGUUAGAUGAUAAAUAAAUGUAUUAAAUUUG
This is a messenger RNA of Anthonomus grandis grandis, 1305 nucleotides long. RefSeq names its product DNA/RNA-binding protein KIN17 (gene kin17). NCBI's taxonomy places the organism in Eukaryota, Metazoa, Arthropoda, Insecta, Coleoptera, Curculionidae. Bases 132 to 1280 code for a protein of 382 amino acids. The record is from RefSeq and is a predicted model, not a curated record. The transcript has a single exon. Gene Ontology annotation, molecular function: double-stranded DNA binding. Gene Ontology annotation, biological process: DNA damage response; DNA replication. Gene Ontology annotation, cellular component: nucleus.